AUGGUUCGCAAGCAUCAACCUGGUUCGCGAUCUCGUUCGCGAUCGCCCCCACGACAGCAACACCACGACGGACCUCAACUGGCGUCGGCUAGAGGAUUUCAUUGGAUGGAGCCGAUGACCGAGAUCCCUGGCAUCCCGCCAGGUCUCGAAUACAUUGCCCAAAUCGAGGCAUUGAUUCUGAAGCAGCUCGUCGAGCCGGUUGAAGUGUUGCUCGGAUUCGAAACCGCGAAUCGAUAUGCGAUUUUGAACAAAUAUGGCCAACAGAUUGGAUUCGUUACAAUAGGAUGUUGCUCGUCGGAUCUGCAGAUUCGGGAUAUGACCGGACGAACGGUCCUCUAUAUUACUCGAACGGGCUGCUGUUGUUGUAAUAACACGUUUCUAGUGACCGAUUUGAGAGGGGUUGCAAUUGGAAAAAUUCAUAAAAAUUGGGGUGGAUUGGCGAAAGAAAUGUUCACCGACGCUGACACAUUUUCGAUUUCUUUUCCAAUUGAUUUGGAUUGUAAAAUCAAAGCUGUUCUACUUGGAGCCUCAUUUUUGAUUGUAAUCAUUUAUCUAAUGAUUUCUCCAAUUAAUUAA
Caenorhabditis bovis is the source of this 576-nucleotide messenger RNA. The record is from the annotation of a GenBank genome assembly. NCBI's taxonomy places the organism in Eukaryota, Metazoa, Nematoda, Chromadorea, Rhabditida, Rhabditidae.